AUGUCAUCGUCCGUUCAUUUCAAAUUCAAGUCCCAAAAGGAGCCUUCGCGGGUUACCUUUGACGGUACUGGUAUUUCCGUUUUUGAACUCAAGCGAGAGAUUAUCAGCCAAAGUAGAUUGGGUGACGGAUCUGACUUCGAACUCUCUAUCUACAACGAGGACACCGGAGAAGGGUAUGACGAUGAUACGACAAUUAUUCCACGAUCAACCUCGGUGAUUGCCCGCCGAUUGCCUGCAGCUCGGCCCGGCAAAGGUGGCGCCGCUCGAUAUGUCUCCGGCAAAAUGCCCGUCAAUGCUCGCAAUGCGUCUCGCAUCGAGCCGUCAAUGACCCGCACUGCGCCUGGAGGUGCUCGUGCCGUCAACAAUAACGUCUUAGAACUAAACAAUGCACAAACGGAAGAGGAAAAGAUCAAUGCGCUCAUGAACCUGCAGGCCAGCCAAUGGAAGGAACAACAGCAAGAAAUGGCCAAUGCAACCCCUGUUCCAUUUGGACGCGGUCGAGGCAAACCCGUCAAUGUCCCCGAUCACCUUCCUCCUCCUGGCUACCUGUGCUAUCGUUGCCGAGAGAAAGGUUUGUUCAUCAACCUCCGGAUCCCCUUCCACCCUCGAUCUCAAGCUAAUCUCUUUUUUUCCAUUUUAGGUCAUUGGAUCCAGGCUUGCCCGACAAACGACGAUCCCAAGUUCGACGGCAAGUACAGAGUCAAGCGAUCCACCGGCAUCCCGCGAUCUCUCCAGCUCCUGGUAGACAAGCCAGAGUCCCUAGCACCCGAUGGAUCCACCGACGAUUCAAGAAACACAGGAGUCAUGGUAAAUGCCGAUGGAGACUUCGUCAUCGCGAAGCCUGAUAAGGCAGCCUGGGAACUUUACCAGGAAAAGGUGAAGGCAUCGGCGGCGGCUGCCGCUGAGGCUGCCGCCGCGGAGGAGAGCAAGGCCUUGCAAGCUCGAGGUCUGGAGUGCCCGAUUGACAAGCGGAUGUUUUUAGAGCCAACAAAGACACCAUGUUGUCAGAGGACCUAUUGCAAUGAUUGUAUCUCAAAUGCCUUGAUUGAAAGUGACUUUGUUUGCCCAGGAUGCUCUACAGAGGGCGUCCUUCUUGAUAACCUUAUUCCUGAUGAAGAGGCCGUUUCCAAAAUCAAAACCUACGAGGCGGAAAAGGCUGAGGCUAAGAAAGAAAAGGAAAAGCAAGCUGCUGCUAGUCAGGACGAGGUGCCAGUUAAUGAGGCGGAAACUAAGGAGUCUGCCACGGCUAGCAAAGAAAAACAAUCUACUCCUAAAACUGAGACGGAUGAUGCAUCUGCAUCUACACAGUCAAAGAAAAGGCCUGCUGAAAACGAUCUCACUCCAGAAUCGGCAAAUGCAAAUGGCAACUCCGACACUGCGGCCAAGAAACCACGCAGCGAAAACCCGACCGAUCAAUCCAGUGCCAGCGCUGAUGGCAAUGCCCAGGAUAACCCAGCCGGAGCUGCAAUUCCCCCAUUCAACGGCCAGCAGUUACCAUUCGCGGCACCAGGCAUGAUGCCCCCAUUUACAGAUCCCGGCUUCGGAAACAACGCAAUGGGUUUCAUGAACCCGAUGCCCAUGGCCAACGGAUUUCCUACUAUGGGUCCUGGUGGCUGGAACAUGCCCAAUAUGCCCAACAUGCCCUUCAACCAACCUGGCAUGUUUGGCGAUCAAUCGAACGGGUUUCCUAACAUGUUCAAUGGCGAUCCGUCCAUGGGCAUGGGAUUCCCUCCCAUGGGCCAAAUGCCCCCGAUGCCGAAUGGUGGAUUCCCGGGUCCGAAUAUGGGCAAUUUCUCUAACCAGCAACGGACUACGUUCGGUGGACCUUAUUCACACCAAGAGGACUCAGCUUAUUUCCGACAGCCGGUGAAUCCUCAGCGUCACCAAGCGAGAAAUCGCAGAGUGAGACCGAGUGAUUACCGAGAACUCUGA
Penicillium manginii is the source of this 1932-nucleotide messenger RNA. RefSeq names its product cleavage polyadenylation factor subunit MPE1. Gene Ontology annotation, molecular function: ubiquitin protein ligase activity; zinc ion binding. Gene Ontology annotation, cellular component: nucleus. The record is from RefSeq and is a predicted model, not a curated record. The coding region runs from base 1 to 1932 and encodes 643 amino acids. The transcript has 3 exons. Lineage: Eukaryota; Fungi; Ascomycota; Eurotiomycetes; Eurotiales; Aspergillaceae. Gene Ontology annotation, biological process: ubiquitin-dependent protein catabolic process; mRNA processing; protein ubiquitination.